This is a messenger RNA of Octodon degus (degu), 1587 nucleotides long. Its product is annotated as C-type lectin domain family 4 member A-like. The record is from RefSeq and is a predicted model, not a curated record. The transcript is spliced from 6 exons. Lineage: Eukaryota; Metazoa; Chordata; Mammalia; Rodentia; Octodontidae. The coding region runs from base 143 to 916 and encodes 257 amino acids.
ACUUGUCCAGGGCAGUGGACCUUCGUCUGCUCACUCAGUGGUUCUACGUUGCGGGUUUCUCAUGAGAAACCUCUGCCAGGGACUGGGCUGUUCUCAUCUUGUUGAGUGAUUGGAGAAUUUACUACAUGUUUGGUUUUCACUUAUGAGCUGUUUUAAGAAAAGGAUAAAUUUUUUUGGAGAAAGCAGAAGGCCUUUUCUCAACAUGGCUGCUGAAAUCACUUAUGCUGAACUGAGGUUCAAAGCUGAAUCCUCAAGCCCCAACUCAGGGUCUCCUGCAGCUGCCAAAGAGAAGACCACUCCUCAGAGAAGUAAUCUUUGUCUUCUCAAGAUGCUUCUUGUCCCCUUAUUGAUAUUCCUCCUUUUGGCCAUCGUAUUCUGUAUUGCUUUUAUCAUAUUCUUUCAAAAAUAUUCUCAGCUUCUUGAAGUAAAGAAGGCUAUCAAAGAAAGUACACAUAAGCAUAAAGAACUGGAGUGUAAAAGAAGCAAUUCAUCUAAGAAAGACAAAGUCUGGAGCUGUUGCCCAAAGAACUGGAUGCGAUUUGGUUCUCACUGCUACUUCUGUCCAACUGAAGCUAAACCAUGGAGUGAGAGUGAGGAGCGCUGCUCUCACAUGGGGGCUCAUCUGGUGGUAAUCACCAGCAAGGAGGAGCAGGAUUUUAUAACCCAGAAUACAAAACUGAAUACUGCUUAUUACAUGGGGUUGUCAGAUCCACAAGGUCAGAGACAUUGGCAAUGGAUUGAUCAGACACCAUACAACGAAAGUGUCACAUUCUGGCAUCCUGGUGAGCCCAAUGAUAAGAAGGAACAUUGUGUUAUUUUAAAUUAUCGUUACUCAAAUAGAAAAUGGGGCUGGAAUGAUGUCUCUUGUGAUAGGCCUCAAGGGUCAGUUUGUAAAAUGGUGAACAUCUAUUUAUGAGUCAAACAUGCUCCCUGUGCCUGUACCUCAGGUACCAUUCAUCAUUACACAGAUAGAUCAGAAUAUUUUCCUUAUGUGUAUGAGAUGUCCAUAGAAUUUGAGGUAAGUGUUCAACUAUUCCACUUAUAAAAAUUUAGUUACCUUGCGUAUGUGUUUACAUACUUAUGUAUUAAAAGCAUUUAUUGAGCAUUUUGCAUGUGCCAUGAACUCCACUAGAGAUCUUGUUUGUUUAUACAUGGAAGACAUAGAACUUUUCUGAGCGAUAAGAUGUAUUUACUGAUAGAACUUUAUGAUUUGGUCCUUGCAUUUAUUUCUUCUAUUUGCCCUUUACCUUUACUGAUGUAUAACUAUGAACUCUGAAAUAUGUAUCUUAAGCUACCAAAUGCUUAUUUGUUAUACAAGAUACUGUGAAAUAAUAAAAGUUAUUUAUUAUUUACCACAGCUAACUAUUCUGUUUUACUAAAAAUAUUUAGGAUCUCCAUAAGCAAGUUUCACUUUUAAAUGCAACACUGUUAACCAUUGUCACUGUGAUAGUAUGGAAUUCCAAAAUUUAUUUUCUUAACCCAAAUGUCUCUUGCCAUUUUCCCACAGCUAUUCCAUUUUAACCUCAAUUCUACUGUGUUUCUAGGAGGUUGACUCUUUAGAUUCUUCAAAUAAAUACAAUCAUAUGG